Messenger RNA from Acomys russatus (golden spiny mouse), 1334 nucleotides. It is a transcript of the gene Mecr, whose product is annotated as mitochondrial trans-2-enoyl-CoA reductase. Gene Ontology annotation, molecular function: trans-2-enoyl-CoA reductase (NADPH) activity. Gene Ontology annotation, cellular component: mitochondrion. The record is from RefSeq and is a predicted model, not a curated record. Gene Ontology annotation, biological process: fatty acid metabolic process. NCBI's taxonomy places the organism in Eukaryota, Metazoa, Chordata, Mammalia, Rodentia, Muridae. The transcript is spliced from 11 exons. The coding region runs from base 1 to 1215 and encodes 404 amino acids.
AUGUUGGUCUGCAGGCGACUGACAGGGGCGCGAGCCCGGGAACCUCUGCUUGGGAGUCUCCGUGAGGCUUGGCGCCGCCGCGGCCGGACCGCCUCCUCUUACUCCACUUUCUCUGAGCCGUCCCAGGUGCGGGCGCUGGUCUAUGGCAACCAUGGGGAUCCAGCCAAAGUCAUCCAAAUUGCUAUCAUUGCACUGAAGGGCCAGCUCCUGGAAUUCAGACCCAGUCCUGUAUUCCUUCGUGUCUCAGCAGCCGUAUCCUUGACGACGCUACUGAAGAACCUGGAGCUCACCACUGUGGAAGGAUCUGACGUCCAUGUGAGGAUGCUGGCAGCCCCGAUCAAUCCAUCCGACAUAAAUAUGAUCCAAGGGAACUACGGCCUCCUUCCCAAGCUGCCUGCUGUCGGAGGGAACGAAGGUGUUGGGCAGGUGAUAGCAGUGGGCAGCAGCGUCUCUGGACUGAAGCCAGGAGACUGGGUGAUCCCAGCAAAUGCUGGUUUGGGAACCUGGCGGACCGAGGCUGUGUUCAGUGAGGGAGCACUGAUCAGCGUCCCUAAGGACAUCCCUCUCCGGAGUGCUGCCACUCUAGGUGUUAACCCCUGCACAGCCUACAGGAUGCUGGUGGACUUUGAACAGCUGCAGCCAGGAGACUCUGUCAUCCAGAAUGCGUCCAACAGUGGAGUGGGGCAAGCAGUCAUCCAGAUCGCCUCAGCCCUUCGCCUAAAGACCAUCAAUGUGGUCCGAGACAGACCUGACAUCCAAAAGCUGACUGACAGACUGAAGGAGCUGGGAGCUGACUAUGUCCUCACAGAGGAGGAGCUAAGGAUGCCCGAGACAAAAGCCAUCUUCAAGGCCCUGCCCCUGCCGCGACUGGCUCUCAAUUGUGUCGGCGGGAAGAGCUCCACAGAGCUGCUGCGCCACCUAGCGCCAGGAGGAACCAUGGUGACCUAUGGGGGAAUGGCCAAGCAGCCCGUAACCGCCUCUGUGAGCCUGCUCAUUUUUAAGGACCUCAAGCUUCGGGGCUUUUGGUUGUCGCAGUGGAAGAAGAACCGCAGCCCAGACGAGUUCAAGGAGCUGAUUCUCACUCUCUGCAGCCUCAUCCGGCAAGGACAGCUCUCAGCCCCCGCCUGUUCCGAGGUUGCCCUGCAGGACUACCAGCAGGCCUUGGAAGCCUCCAUGACGCCCUUUGUGUCAUCCAAACAGAUUCUCACCAUGUGAUUACCCCCAGAGGACCAGGAGGAAAGCAGGAGAGACAGGACUGGCUGGCUACUGGCCCCUCCAUGAGGCCCCUUCUCCAGGCUGCUUCCCCUCACUGCCUCUUUUCACUAGGAGGAUGG